CUCCAACAGCGACUCGUCAACGGACGACGACUUGACUAACUCGUUCCCGAGUCGCCAAGUGACGCCUUCGCCGCUUACGAUGGUGGCACGUUUACUGGCAUCAGAGGUACAGGACGAUACGCCGCCCUUCCCAGCUAUCAAGCGCGCGAAUAGGGUCCUACUGAAAGAGCCUUCCAAGCGGGACAUGAUCAUAUACAAACGCUACGUGAACUUCGAGAAGCGCUCCAACCCCAAAUACAAGUCUGACAUCCACGUGGUGAUGACUGUGAGUAGCGCUUUCACCAUAGACAGCUCGGUGGACAUGAUCCCGCCGACCGUGUCCCGAGCCUCCAAGCAGGUGUACCAAGACUACGUACGGAGGACCACGGGACACACCACGCUAUCGCCGUCUUCCCUAGCCGCCUACAAGAAAUAUGUUAAUUUCGCACUGAAUUAAUUUGCUUAUACUUUGUUAAAUCAAAUUAGAUCUCUAUAAUGUUAUUGUAUUAAAUUAAUGUAUCUCAUGUUAUUUUAUAUUUAAUUAAGUUAUAAUUACCUAUUAAUAAAAUAAUAAUUAUGUUUAUUAUUGUUCAUAAUAUUUUAAACACAUGUAUAAAUAAAACAAG
Molecule: messenger RNA, 605 nt
Organism: Ostrinia furnacalis (Asian corn borer)
Lineage: Eukaryota; Metazoa; Arthropoda; Insecta; Lepidoptera; Crambidae
Exons: 2
Source: RefSeq, a predicted model, not a curated record